AUGGGUAAGUCAACGGAAGAGAAACUUUUCCACUACAUAAUGACGGGGAAACUUCAUCGUGUGCGAUCUCUUUUCAAGAAACACGAAGCUUCAUAUUUAAUUGCCUUAGUUGAUCGUAGGGGCCGAACAGCUUUGCACGCCUGUUGUCUUCUUGGAGAUGAUGCAAUAAUGAGACUUUUGUUGAAGAACGGAGCCAAUGUAAGAGCUACAGACAGUGAUGGCAAUACGCCUAUUCACUUAGCAUUGAGAUUCGCUGUUCAAACAGUUCAAUUCUCGACAUACAAUGAUCUGAUUGUACCGUUACUCAACUACUGUGACAAUCCCCAUGUUCUUGACGAAAGAAACAAUGAGGAAAAAACGCCCAGAGAGUACCUUACGGAUUUAAAAAGGGCAUAUGCUCAGAGAAGGGAAGAACUAGAGGCUGAAAGGAAAGAGCGAUGGCAUAAAGAGCACGAGGAGAAGUCAAGAUUGAAGGAAGAUCUUGAGUGGGAAAAGAAAACUACAGUUUGAAGAAAGUCAAAAGAAAGUUACAGUAAAUAUUGCCAGGAUGAUUACAUUGAUAACAUGAAAGAAACAUAUGAUGAGUGGGCUGAUAGAAUUACGUACGAAAGAAGACAAAAAACUGAAGCGAAGAAGCAACAGAAGAGAGAAACAAGAAAGUCAAGCCGGCUACGAAAUGAAAACGAACAGAAGGCGAGAGAACGAACCAGACAACUUGAGAAGGAACACGAAGCUUAUGUAACGCGGAUGUCCGUAGAACGUCAAAAAUUGAAACUUUCAAAAUCAUUAGCAGAUUAUGAAUCCAACUGCACAGCAGUAUUCUGCAGUAAUUCGACAGUAAACCUCACGUUCGUUGAUAUACCGUGGCCCACAAAGGGUGGUACCAAAGACAUGAUUGCCCUUUUGGAAAAUUGGUCAGAAAUUAAAACGAUGGAAGAAAAAAGAAAGUUUUUGAAAGAACAGCAAGUGAGAUGGCAUCCUGAUAAAUUUCUUCAAAGAUGUGGUAACAGGCUAGAUUCACAAGACAGAGUUAAAAUAAUUGAGCAAGUAAAUGAACUGUCUAAAGAGAUAAAUGCCUUGGUUGAGACUGAAUAA
This is a messenger RNA of Pocillopora meandrina, 1095 nucleotides long. NCBI's taxonomy places the organism in Eukaryota, Metazoa, Cnidaria, Anthozoa, Scleractinia, Pocilloporidae. The record is from the annotation of a GenBank genome assembly.